Ruditapes philippinarum (Manila clam) is the source of this 393-nucleotide messenger RNA. RefSeq lists its product as uncharacterized. NCBI's taxonomy places the organism in Eukaryota, Metazoa, Mollusca, Bivalvia, Venerida, Veneridae. The transcript has a single exon. The record is from RefSeq and is a predicted model, not a curated record. The coding region runs from base 1 to 393 and encodes 130 amino acids.
AUGACCCUGGAAAUGUUCGACGAGCUUCUGCAACGCCUCGCACCAAGACUUCAGAAGUCAGACACCAACUGGAGAAAAGCCCUAGAUCCCGGAUUGAAGCUGGCGGUAACACUCAGGCACUUGGAAGCAGGAGAUUCCUACCCUUCCCUCUCCUAUGAUUUUAGGGUGGCUAGGACAACAAUUUCCCUCUUUAUCCCAGAAGUCUGCGAGGCCAUAGUACAAACAUACAGCGAAGAGGUCAUCCCUAUCCCCAAUACACCUGAAGAAUGGAGACCAAUAGCUGAAGAGUUUGAAAGGAGGUGGAAUGUCCCUCAUACAUGUGGAGCACUUGAUGGCAAACACAUUGCACUGAGGAAGCCCCGCAGAUCGGGUUCUGAAUACUACAACUAUUAA